CCGCCAUUGCUCGUCACCGCUGCCUUGACGCGGCUUCCAGCAAACACACACCGUCUCUUGGCGAACAUGGCGGCAACUUGACAACGGCAGCGAGAUGAAGACGGUGAGGGCUUGAAAAAGACGAGAGGUCUGUUCCCGGCUGUAGGCCCCAACCCGCCGACACAAAGCCACACAGCUUCGCCAUGUUGGAAGACGACAGCAGCCUUGUCCGUGCACGACCGAGGCCGGGGGAAACGUAAACGCGUCGGUGAGUGUUUCUAAAAACGGAGUCGAGGCUACGCAGAGGAGCGGAGCGGCGCGGCGCGGAGCUCAGGGCGGGCGGGAGGACAGCGGCUUCACCGGUCAGCCAUGGAGGAUGCGGCCCGUCUGAUUUCCCAGCCGGCCCGUUUUCAUGGGAAUUAGCACCGUUAGCGGAGAGCAGCCGGGACGAGCCAGCAGCCGACACCUGAGGGGGGGAGAGCGCGAAGCGGACCCGACGUCAAUGACUGUUGCGGCAGAGGAGCCCCCACGGUGGAGUCGGCCGGUUCCCGAAAUAUGACCAGGGGUGCUGGGACGUGUUGGCAGCAAGAAGAUGACGACGGCUUCCAAAUCUGGCUAGAGCCCCCCCGAGACAACCAAAAGCCAUUCACCGACUCCGAGAGGGCGCAGAGAUGGCGACUGUCCUUGGCAUCCCUCCUGUUCCUCACCAUCCUCCUCUCUGAUCACCUGUGGUUCUGCGCCGAGGCCAAGCUGGCCCGGACCCGGGACAAGUUCGCCUCCUCCUCCUCCUCCUCCUCCUCCUCCUCCUCCUCCUCCCACCUCCUCCUCUCCCCCCAGACCCACUCAGCACACAGCAGCCUCAGAGGAAACCCAGAUGCUAUUUUUAUAGGAAACUCUACCAAACAUUUGUGGCGCCUCGAAACUUGCCACCGGGACAGUUUGUCUAAAGACUGCUUCACUUUCGCGGACGCCGACCAUUUGUGCAGGGGCCUUUCCGAGCGAGAGGGGACGCGGGCUGUAAAUAUGAGCGAUUUGUACCUCUCCUUUUGUAACUCCUACUCCCUGCUGGAUCUGUUCUACGGGUCCACCAGUCCGGACAAUUUGAACUGCAGCCUGGACGUGCUGGGGGACGGGGACACGACCAGGUGCAGCCUGUGUGUCCAGGCGUACCAGCGCUACGACCAGCACGCCCAGGAGAAAUAUGAGGACUUUGAGCUCCUGACUCAGAAAUACGAGCCGGCGGGCUACUCGGUGAGGACGUGCAUGGAGCAGUGCAAGACGGCCUAUAAGCCCUGGCUGUGUGCUCAGUAUUUCCCCACCACCCAGCAGUCCUGUCAGAAGAAGGUACCGUGCCACCAGUACUGCCUGGAGGUCCAACAGAGCUGUCCAUUCAUCCUGCCCGACAACGAUGACCUGAUCCACGGCGGCAGCCCCAGCUUCAUUUGCACAGGGCUCUUGAGGGAUCAUCCGUCAGACAGUGAGGCUCAGUGCUGCGACGUCCGAUGGGACUCCAGAAUGGACAGCCCUUCAGGCGGCACACUAAAAAGGACUGCUUCUUCCUGCCAGCCCGGGGCCUCGGUCACCUCCGCCGCCACCCCGAGACUGUGCAGCGGGCGACUGAAGAUCUGCCUGCUGGCCCUCGUCCUCCUACACACUGUCAUCAUCAUUUCAGCCUCCCAUAACUCCACAUUGGUGGGCGUGGCUGCCAUUUUCUCACCAGACGAGAGCGCUUCUAACGAGGAGUGAACCUUGGGGUUGAAUCAAGGCCGGAGCUCGCGAGAGAAUGAUGUCGCCGGAGCGGGAUUAUGGCUUUUACAGUGUCAUGGCUGCCAGGGACACAUCUGGCGAGACGUGCUGGAAAUGCCUCUAGAAUCUGCCGCCGAUGAACCAUCAACCACAGGAAGUGGGAGGGUUUUAACUGGAGCUAUGGGUGCUGGGACUGGACAUCGACCAAACCGAGACGUUUGAGAACCACCCCCCUAAAAGAACUGACCUCUUGCCACUUGAAACCUGCUCAUUGUUUCUAUUCCAUCCAAAUGUUUUCUAGCAUAUUGUCCCUCCCUCUCCUCCCCCUCUCCUCCCUCCCCCCCGGUGUUCGUACGGAUAGCAUGUCAGAGGAGAAACGGACAUCGACGAAGCGCUCGCUUUCACUCGUCAUUACCUUCUUUCAGGUGCCAGAAUGUUUUGACAUAUCAGCUGCGUUCCCCUUCCUCCCCUGUACCACCUUAGAGGCAUCUUCUUCACUAGCGUGUCUGCGAUGUUGCUCGAGGGUCUGCCAGGACCGGCUCAUCCAUCACUCAUGUGGGUCUCGUUUCUCUGAAAACAAAAAUGUCUGUGAUUCUUCUGUGUUCUGAUGUUCAGCUUGUAUUUUUGUCCCCCUCCCCGGACCUUUUCUCAUCCCCCCUUGCGACGGUACAUGCCUACACAUUUUAGGACCUUAAGUGCUCUGAGACUGGCUCGCUUCUUCUUCUAACCGGUUAGCCGCUGAGCGAGUUAGGAGGGCUGAAGCGGCAAAAGUGGUGAGCUCAGUCACCACGAAAUGCUCCUGAAGUGUGGUGUUCUCUGGUUUCUUUUUUUAAGUGUUCAGUUUACCUCAUACGGUGGAGUCGGUGGAGCCACAGCGAGUAUUUAGAGCUGUCAGACAUAAGACUGCAGGGACAACCCAGGGACACUAGAGGACAGCUGCAUGAAGCCAAAACACCAGAGGCCUCAUUUAUCAACGAUACGUAAGCCCGUUCCUACACACACACAGUCCGAUUUAUCAGUUCGGUCUUGUGUUUCUGAAUACAUUUACAGCAGACGUCUGACCACAAAUACCACCAAACGAAACCCCAGCGGGACACUUAGCUGCAGACCCACAAUCCAAUUCUAUCGCCGUGUUGCCAAGUGUUUUCUUCUGGAAAGCAGUGUAGCCUGAUCUCAUUUUCUCUUCGAGUAAAGAUAUGCUGUUGAACUAAAAGGACAAAUGGAGAUUGGACCUUCUUUACUGUCAGCUGUAAUGCUUUAAUCUCAAGCUAGGUAGCAGGAGUUUGCUAAAAACCCUGGCGGCUAUUAGUGGCUACUAUAAUGUUGACGCACAAAGACAGUUGACGUAUCAAACUCUCCUCAGAUUCCCUCUGAAUGACAUCCUCCUAAUUGUGGAUGUUAUCAGUGUUCCCUUCAUUGUACAGGUUGGGCCUUAAGUUUCCAUACUUAGGAAAAAUAAACAUUUUAUGUUAGACAACUGUUUUUAUUUAUACAGUGUGCUCUGUAUGAUUACCAUUGUUUUGAGAACACAUUAAUAUGUGUUUUUCACUGUUGAUGGACUUGCAUUAGCGCAGUUGACGUUCUGCUAGUAAGGGCGUUGGUGAUGCGGUCCUUGACAUGAUUUAUGUCUUGUAUCUUCACCUGAUACACCACGACCUUCAAAUGCCCCCAACGAUUGCAUCAAACGCAUCUUCUAGGGUAUCUGAAACAUAAAAAAAAUAUACAUUAUACAUUUUCCGAUGUAUGGCCCACCCUGUAGAAUGUCUUGGGCUGCUAUACCGUAACAGCCAAGUAGCUAACACUGCGUAUAAAAGAUGGACGUAGCCAUGUGAUGUGUUCUGGACUUCCUUCCUGAAGACUUGACUUUGGAAUUUAGCCGUCAUCAUGUUGCCCAUUUGAAACCAGACCUAACAUAAAAGGAGAGAUGGAUCUGACUCAGAACUCAAGGACACUACAUACUGUGCCCUAAAACACACUCUAAAUGGGACUGCAACAUAAAAAAAGAACUUUACGCUAUAUUGAAGUAGACUUGAAACUAACCGUUGGGACCAUAAACCCAUGAGGAACAUAUUUACUGAGGUAACAGAUCCAGGAAGAAGUAGGGCCAUUUUCUCAAGGACUACUAUAUAUAUGCGACUUCUUUUUGCAACCAGAGAAGGCGCCCCCUGUUGGUUGUUAGACAGAAUGCAGGAGAAUGGGGGUUACGUCCAUCUUUUAUACACAGUUUGUCGUUUGCAGUGGCAGCUUUUUAAAGGUGCAGUGUGUAGGACUAAAUAAUUUCCAGCUGUGAGGUUGCAAGAACACAAAAUGCUCUUUUUGGAGUCAGGUUUGUCCACUCUGGGCUACUGUAGAAACACGGUGGUCCAACACGGAGCUCCACUGACGUAGAUCCACUCCCUCUGUAGAUGUAAAGGGCUCAAUUUUAGCUGUUCUUAUUGUCAGGUGAUUUGAGACUAAUGAAAACCUGAAUGUUAAUAUUAGAUUUCAAUUCUGCUAAUAGAUGCAUCUAAUUCCUGAUCCUUUAACAAUGCUGCAGAAAAUGCAAGACUACUUCACUGAUCAGCAUCACUCAAAGUUCCUGAACCUUCAGGAAAUAUUACCAUUUCAACAGCGACUUUUUUGGGGGUAAAACUAUCUCGCCCUUAUUUAUUCCAGACUUGGCAGGAGAUGAGUUCCUCAGAAGGUUCCCAUCUUCCUGCUGUGGCGGCACAUCUUCAGCUUGAUAAAUGAGGCCCCUGAUCUUCGAGUGCCUCUCUGUUGCAUAAACCAGUGAGGCAGAUGCCGGCAAUGGAGCAAUAUAAAAGCAAACAGCCAGGGUUAGCGCCCUACUUUGUGGCAUCUUCAAUACUGAUGGCUCGGCUUCUCAGUAUCACAGCUGCUGCAAGUGACCAGCCGGCGAGCCAAUCAAUCAAUCAACCAAUCAAUCAAACCGGCGACUCUUGAAUCACCCUUAGACGAGCUGAUCAACCGCUAUCUCUCACAGACUAGCAAAGGGCUGUGUUAGCGUCAGCGUGUGAGGAGUGUGAGGAGUUUUCAAGGGCUGAUCCAUCUGAUUUUCUUUUCUCUCUCUGUUCUAUGUUUAUAUUUUUUGCAUGGCUGCUGCUAGUAAAGUGCACAUUGACACGAGGACGGGUUUCGCAGGGAUUAGGAAGACUUUGAAGUUCCCCUUUUCAGCUGGAGAUUGGGCAGAAAAAGAGAUUAACCCAAAGCUACAACUUGGUACCAUGAGCAACUAGUGACAGACCAGAAAGUACAGCUGAGGACGGUGAAGCAGUUUUUUUUUUCCGUCCUCCAUCCUGGUUGCCUCUAAUGAUCGGCUGAAGACAGAUUGAAGUUUUAACUGCCUCCAAAUUGUUUUGGCUGUGAAAACUCGGUAUCGCCUCGCCUCCCCUCCCUCCGUCCCCAUUAACAGCUUGACCUUACCUCACCUCACAUCACGUAACGGCCAUCGAUUAGCUCUUCGCUCACACAGCAUCAGAGUGGGAUGUCACAUCAAAGUCAAGUCCACGUUUGCCUCUGGAUUUCCACCAUGCGGUGCGCAGAUUUCCCCAGUUCACUCCCUUUUUUGCUUGAUUGUGAGACGUGUUGUUGCGUUCGUUUAGUUUUUUUUUUUUUAAUCCUUGACUAACUCUGUUGAUGACAUUCCCUUGAAGACAGCAGCGGAUGUAAUAGGCCCACACUCUGUGCUCCAUCCCUUCGAUCUCUAGCUGUUCACCAUCUGAGUCCUGUGGAUCUAUGCAGAUGAACCAUCCCCAACCCAAAUCAAACCCGCCCAGUUUCCACCUUCACCUCCACCUCCACCACCGCUCCCCUUGUCCUUUCUGUUGUAAAUAUGUCCUGAGGAUCCGAAACCGUCCCCCUCCCACCUUGCCCGACCCCCCCACUGUUGGAAUCUCACUGUGUUUUCUGUUCGCCUCCUUGGUUUUUGUCUGUUUUUGGAGAUUUUUGCCGCAUUUUUCUGUUGUCUAAAGCAGUGGUGUGAGUUGAUGAGUAGGACUAAGUUGGAUGUUAAAAAGACGAGAUGAAGAGGUCUUGAGAAAAAUAUACAAAAAAAUGAAGCUUGAAAUGAGAAAAGGGUUCAAAUAUAGAGAAAAAAAUUAUGAUAAAGUUGUCAUAUUGUCAUACUAGAGAUGCUUUAGUUUGCUAAUUUACUUUCUUUUUUUUCUACAAAAGACUUGGAUGAAAUUAUUUAUAAAAUGCGUCCCACGAGUCAUGAUCUUUUUUGGACGUAAAACAAAUACAUUUAUUAACAUUUUGUUGAAAAUAAAAUAAAUAUAAAUUAUGUUAAACAUUA
Acanthochromis polyacanthus (spiny chromis) is the source of this 6019-nucleotide messenger RNA. RefSeq names its product NALCN channel auxiliary factor 1-like. Gene Ontology annotation, molecular function: stretch-activated, monoatomic cation-selective, calcium channel activity. Gene Ontology annotation, biological process: calcium ion import across plasma membrane. Gene Ontology annotation, cellular component: plasma membrane. The record is from RefSeq and is a predicted model, not a curated record. NCBI's taxonomy places the organism in Eukaryota, Metazoa, Chordata, Actinopteri, Pomacentridae.